Messenger RNA from Menidia menidia (Atlantic silverside), 1591 nucleotides. Lineage: Eukaryota; Metazoa; Chordata; Actinopteri; Atheriniformes; Atherinopsidae. The record is from the annotation of a GenBank genome assembly.
GGCAGAAGCACAGAGCACGUCUGCCCGGCGCACCGCACGCUCCGGGACUCGCGUGACAGCUCGGUUGACAACAAGCGGCACGACAGACACUUCCUCGUGGGGGACGCGACAGCCAGGCGCAUCUUCUGUGUCCUGCGGAGGCACCGAGCCAUUCGGUCUCUCUCCGAAUAAGAGGAUAUACUUUCUUGACAUUUUCUUCUUUUUGGUUUUGGUCACCCGAUUUUGAUCCACAAUGCCAGCUGACACUAUGGAGAAGCAGACGGCUUCUCCUAUUGCCGGAGCCCCCGCUAACGGAUCCCACACACCGGACAAGCCCAAAAACGCCAGCGAGCACAGAAAAUCGUCCAAACCCAUCAUGGAAAAACGCCGGAGAGCAAGAAUAAACGAAAGCCUGGGCCAGCUCAAGACCCUCAUCCUAGACGCCCUGAAGAAAGAUAGUUCCAGGCAUUCUAAACUGGAAAAAGCAGACAUAUUGGAGAUGACUGUGAAGCACCUGAGGAACCUGCAGCGCGUGCAGAUGAGCGCAGCGCUCUCAGCUGACGCCACGGUUCUGAGCAAAUACAGAGCGGGCUUCAACGAGUGCAUGAACGAGGUCACGCGCUUCCUGUCCACCUCGGAGGGGGUGAACGCGGAGGUGAGGUCCAGGCUCCUCAACCACCUGUCCAGCUGCAUGGGCCAGAUGAUGUCCCUGAACUACCCGCAGCAGGGCGCGCCCCCGCAGGCGCACCUGGCCCAGCCCCUGCACGUGCAGCUGCCCUCCACGCUGCCCAUCAGCGGGGCGCUGCCCAUGAGCUCCAAGCUCAGCCCGGCCGAGGCCGUGUCGCCCAAGGUCUUCGGCGGCUUUCAGCUGGUGCCCGCCAGCGACGGACAGUUCGCCUUCCUCAUCCCCAACCCGGCCUUCGCCGCCUCGGCCCCGGCCCCGGUCAUCCCCCUCUACGCGAACGCGGGGGUCCCCGUGGCGGUCAACGCCAGCCCGGUGCACGGGAGCUCGGCACCCACCGCGGCGGCGUCCCCGGUCCACGGCAUGACCUCCUUCUCCGGGGGGUCCCAGGCGGUCAGCCCCGUGGGGGUCAGCACCGGCCCCGAGAGCAACGAGCCGGUGUGGCGGCCCUGGUAGCUCCACGGGGCCAGAGAGACUCGCGUCAAUCCACUUAAGCGUCUUUUUGCCAGUUUAGACCUUUAACGGACUGCACACGCAGCUGUUGCGGGGGGCUCAGCCUGCGACUUUUCCGCUACGGGAUGGUAACUAACCACUUUAUGCCCCCCCCCCCACCCACCCAGUUUUCAAUGUUUCGUUUUAUGGAACAGUGUUGCUAUACUUUUAUUUUUGGUUUGUUUGUUUUCGCCCCCUCUCUUCUAAUAAUUUAUUGUUGAUUCCAACAUUUGGAUGUCGAUGAUAAAGACACAGAUGAAAGAUUUAUAGGAAACUUUUGUUAUGAAGUACUUUUUAUGAAAAGGUUUAGUUUUGUACAGAGGUGUUAUCGAUUGUUAUACCAAAGCUGUGAUUUAUAUACUGCAUUUUGUGUUGAAAGGAAAUACUGAAGUUGGGUGGAAACCCCAUUGUUUUAAUAAAUAAGAUUUCUGAAAUGAA